AUGGAGGAAUCGUCGCCUUUGAUGCAACCUUGCCCGGCAUGUACAAGACAUGCGCAACAGCAGUAUGAGAAUUCCCAAAAUCAACGGCUCAUGCAAUGGCGCUUUACGCCACUCCGCUUCAAACUCCUCCUGGUGCUGUUGGUGCUGGCAAAACCGUGGAGAGUUUCUGCUGCGUGCCUGUUGCUGAGAUUUCCACUAGUAGAGGAAACGCCUCGUGGAGCACAGUCCGCUACUAAUAUAGCAUGGCCUCAGUUUGGAGUCCAACGCUGUGGUAAACCCCACACCAACGUAUCGGGGGUGCUCGCCGGAUUCCUGAACUUGAAACGGAUUGCAGAGGCCCCUGGCUGGCCCCCUUUCCGUGGAGGCACCAGAAGUGUUCUUGAGCCAAGGGGUAACCGGACUUACAUCGGGAACAGACAAAAUCAUGGCGGUUCUGUUAGCACCAAUAUCCGCUGCAGCAACCGCAACAGCAGUUCACAUGCAUUUUCCUCCACAGUGUUGCUGCCCCGCUCGUCAUUACGUCUCCGUGGAGCACUGUGGAGAUCUGAGAUAGCAGUGCAGCGCCUAUGGCGCCGCCAUGAUACUUACAAGCAGUUACUGUUGCAGAUUUGGUGCAUCAAUAAAUGUGCACAGCAGCAUGCAGGCACCAACAGCCAAGUUGACGAAAACAGGAAUGGACGUGGUAUUUCAGAUGAACUGCUCGACGUGCUCGGAUUUGCGGUCACAUCACCCUGUGGUGGCGCUAGUAACAUGCUACUGCUCGAUGGCCCUCCCUACGCCAAUGGGGAGCCACACAUGGGCCAUGCAGUGAAUAAAUGCCUGAAAGACUUUGCUGUGCGAGCGGCGCUACUGCAGCGCCGUUGUUGUCACAUGCUACCAGGCUGGGAUUGCCAUGGGCUGCCCAUUGAACUCAGAGUUGCGGCAACAGCUACCGCUGCUGCACAGCGAGACGCAGCCGCAUCAGCAGCAGACAAUACAAACGCCCUAGAGACUUGCGAACGAAGACCGAAUCAUAACCUCGAAAUUAGCAGUGCUGACGACGACACUAACAGUAUCAAGAGCAGCACCGACUGCAGCACGAACCAAAAGCGGAAGAGUAUAUCUACGGAGUUGCGCAGCAAGGCUCGGCAGGUUGCUCUAAAAUUCUCUUCGUUACAGCAGAAGGCGUUUGAGCGCGGCAGCCGUCUUUACCUAUUUGUUCUGCAUCUGUGUAGCUUCGGCGUGUGGGCGCACUGGGAUGGAGCCUACAAAACGAUGGACAGUAGUUUCAAGCUGGACGAACUGAAGCUUUUCGCGCUUCUGUGGAACAACGGUCUGGUUUCUCUUUCUCGCUUUCCAGUGUACUGGAGUCCUGCAAGUCUAAGUUCCGUCUCAGAGAGCGAGGUUACGCUGAGGCCUACAGCGAGAGACUGCCUGUACUUCAAGCUGCUGCUUAAGAAGCCCAUUUCAGCUUCGGAAGGCGGCAAGCCCUUUCCCACCCACAAGACAACUCCGUGGUUUUUAGUGUCCUGGACAACUACGCCCUUUACGAUUCCCGCGAACAGGGCCCUUGCUGUUUCCGCUUCCACGCGGUAUGCGGUGCUGAGGGCUUCCCGAGAACUGCCCCAGUAUGAGGAGGAGGUUUGGCUAGUAGGCGAAAUGUGCAUGCCCUCUUUUUUGACAGCUUUAAAGAAUGCAGAUUUUUCGUGGCGGAUACAGCAGAUUGGCACGGUGUCGGGGCAGCUGCUGGAAGAUUCAAGGUAUGUCCAUCCAGUGUCAAGCAAAGUAAGCUGCCCCGUCUUGCUGGAUCCUGUGGUCGAAAGUGACAAGGGCACUUCAGUUCUCCAUGUGGCACCAGCGCAUUCACAGGAAGACUACCGUCUCUGCCAGAGGGCCAGCCGGAGCAAGGGUCUCCUAGUCCAACGGUCGGACGAUCCCUCAGUCCUUGUGCAUGUGCCCCUGAUUCCGGACUUGAAGGAAGAAGCAGCAGCAACUGCCGCAGGUGCCCCAUUGCUAUGUCCUGUGGGGCCAAAUGGCACUUUUUUAGGAGGCAGUGGCAGCAUGCCUUUUGAGGGCCUCGGAGCUCUGAAAGGUGGGGAGGAGAGCAUUAUUGACUUUCUGCGCAGAAGUGGUUCACUGCUACUCACUCACAAAGCUGUUUUACCGUAUCCUUACGAUGAACGGUCUGAGUGUCCUUUGCUCAUGCGCGCCACUCCCCAGCUACAUUUCAGUGUGCAAGGUCUUGUCCCGGAGAUCUUGAGGGACGUGGAACGCAUCAGAUGGCUCCCGAACCGGCGCAUUCAGAAGAUGCAGCAAUGCCAAUGCACUGCCGCGGCAAAAGGGGAACUGCAUGCUCAGGAUGAACAGCGGGAGGCAGCAACCGUAGCGACGUUGGAACUUGAGUCUGAAGCGUCUCCGGGAUAUGGGCGCAUUCGCGCUGCAUUACGCACGAGGCCUCCAACGUGGUGCCUCUCUCGGCAACGGCAGUGGGGGCUUCCGAUCCCUCUCGUGGCAGAGCGCGUAGAAGGGCCCAGCUGCACUAGAAGCCAAGAGACUAGAAGUGCAGAAGAAGCGGGAUGGACAAGUUUACGGCUUGAUAAUGACUUCAAAUUGUACGCUGAGGCAUUUCGAACAUCAGGGGACAAGACUGAUGACCUUCUAACGAUGUUGAAGAGGAGGGGUUGGUGUGGGAUGGUUUUUGAUGUUUGGUUUGAUGCCGCCUCUGCCUGGAUCACAGGUCACAAGUUCCUGCAGCAGUGGACACAAGAUGCCAACUGCCUUUUACAUAAAUACUUCCCUCAGAUUCAGGGGGGGCAACAGCAGCAGAAACAGCGGCACCAAGAGCAGAACGAGGACGCGCAUCAACAACAGGACCCAGAACAGCUUCAAGAGCAACAGGCGCAACAAUGGAAUGGAAAAGAAAGAUAUUCUUGCCUGGUGGUAGAAGGGUCUGACCAGAGUAGAGGAUGGUUCCAGAGCCUCUUGCUGUCCCAUGCAGGUGCUCGGGAAGCUCUGCGUCGUCAGCGGCGGCAAAGAGGCGUUCCAAGCGUUGUGCAGCUCGGGGAUUGUUGGAGCAAUCAUUCCACGGCAAUUCAGACGCAAGAUAUUAGUGGGGUGACUGGAUAUGAAUUGGUAAUGGCAGAUGACGACGAACCAAGAGCAGGAGAGUCACUAGAGGAUGGAAAGUUGCCUGAGUAUCCAUUUAGCGUCGUGGUGACUCAUGGGUUUGUCGUCGAUUCAAGCGGCAAUAAACUGAGCAAGUCAAAGGGUAAUGGGAUAUCGCCAGCAAUAUUUUUCGCUGCUGAAAAGGAGGCAUCAGGGGCGACAAUACAGUCAAGUACAUCCAAGGUAUCAUCCUCAGUGAAGCUCCAACAACAAGAGCAACGCCGGUCACAGGAGAAUCGGAGGAAUCGCCGGUUGACUUACGGCGCGGACGUGCUACGUUUGUUUGUUGGAGCGCUUGAUUUUGGGGGAGACAUGGCUUGUCCUUCAGGAAACGGGAAGGAAAGCAUAGUGCAUACAGCCAGUGCUACUUACAUUAAGCUAAGAAACGCGUUCAAGUACCUCAUUGGUUCCCUUGAGAAUUUUGACAUCAUUGCCGUGAGAUGCUUAGUACAUUUGCCGCUGCAGUACCACCAUAAGUAG
Eimeria tenella is the source of this 3624-nucleotide messenger RNA. RefSeq names its product isoleucyl-tRNA synthetase, putative. The record is from RefSeq and is a predicted model, not a curated record. Gene Ontology annotation, cellular component: cytosol. Gene Ontology annotation, molecular function: tyrosine-tRNA ligase activity; ATP binding; aminoacyl-tRNA deacylase activity. The transcript is spliced from 8 exons. Bases 1 to 3624 code for a protein of 1207 amino acids. NCBI's taxonomy places the organism in Eukaryota, Apicomplexa, Conoidasida, Eucoccidiorida, Eimeriidae. Gene Ontology annotation, biological process: tyrosyl-tRNA aminoacylation.